GAGGAUCCCCUCCCUCUGUGACGAGAUGAGGCCUGAUGCUUGAAGGAUCUCCUCCCUCUGCACCGCAACUUCGGCUGCUGUGAUGAUCUGCAGGGUUCGUGAUUGUCGACAGGUGGACAGCGACUUCGAAGAGGAAACAACUGUCCUGGAUGAGGUCCAGUUGGAUGUGCCAUUGGAUGAUGUGCCAGAUGUUCCACAGCUGCCAGUCCUCCUUGAUGUCCAGAAUGCUGCUAUCAUCCUUGAGGAUGUGCCAGAUGUGCAGACUAUCCUUGAGGAGGCCACUGGCAAUUGGCAGUUGAUUCCGAUUAGGUUCAGCCCCCUGUACUGUGGGCCUGUUGUGAUCAGGGUGGUGGUGAGGAUGCACCACGUGAAUAGGGUGAGAGGCCUGGAGACUCAACUGGUGUGGGCCAUCUCCAAGGAGACAGCCAGGCUUAGUCCAAAAGGCAUCCCCUACUGUGCCACCAAAGUGCAGUCCAUCACUUGGAUCCAGCGUGUGGCUGGCAGGGUGACCCACUAUGUGUCUCACCUCCGCCACGAGACGUCUGUGGACGUGACGCUUGGCUGCUACCAGCAGACUGAUGUCUCAGUGGUGUACGCCACUCUCCACAUGGGGCUGGACGGGCUUCUCUCCUCUUCAGCGUGGUCGGAGGCUGCCUCCUUCUCUACGCCCACCACUCAGCAGUUCACUGACCCAGAGCCUGAGGGCCACAACUGCUAUGAGGGCUGGGAGGAGGACCUGCUGCCUGAGGAGAGGGAGGUUCCUCUGCUAAACCUCUACCUUACCACCAAGAGAGUGGAGGACAUCGCCCUGAGGCUCGUCUCCCUGCGCCAGGCCUUCACUACCCUGCUUGGUUCCACCCUGAGCAGGAACCAUCUGUUUGUGGCGGGAAAGGUCCUCCUGGGCGCACUGGUUCAGGCCAACCACAUGGACGGGGCCAAGUUCAUCCGUACUUAUAACGACUUUGUGGACUACCUGAGUGACCCCUCCAAGCGGAAUGACAUUGAGAGGGAGCUGGCUGAGGCAAAGAUCCAUCAUGUGAACAUGAUAGAUGUCGUCUUUGAGCUGGUGCUGUUAUGGAUGAUGACAGCUCAGAAGUCCCUGAUGGUGCACCCCGGUGGGUUUGUGGAGCGUCUGUACGCUCUCCUGUACUCCUUCCUGCCCACUGCUGCCAACAUGGAGCCAGAAACUGACAGAUACCUGCUGCUGCUCAAUGGCGGGCUGAUGGCUCUGCUAGAGGACAUGUUUGGCCAGCAGCUGGCCUGGUACUUUAACCCAGAGUCUCUGGUCACGGAGCUCUCCAGCCUCCUGGAGUACCACUUGGAGAACCUCAUGGCCAGCAUGUAGUCCUACUGCAGGGACCAUACUCCUUUCUCCUUCUCUCUCUCUUUUGAAGGAAUUAAGGACGUGCUUUGUUGAUCCCUGAUUAGUUAACACCCAUUAAUUUAAUGUAUUCUCUUGUUUUCUCUCCCCACAGGAUUCUUGUGACACUUUACCACCCAAGAGGGAUCCAGACACCAAUGCACUACAUUACUUUGCACUGAAUUUGACAUUUUUAAAUAAAAUAAGUUGUAGUUCAAAAACA
Messenger RNA from Salvelinus fontinalis (brook trout), 1583 nucleotides. RefSeq lists its product as uncharacterized. Bases 83 to 1345 code for a protein of 420 amino acids. The transcript is spliced from 14 exons. The record is from RefSeq and is a predicted model, not a curated record. Gene Ontology annotation, biological process: mitochondrial fusion. Lineage: Eukaryota; Metazoa; Chordata; Actinopteri; Salmoniformes; Salmonidae.